GCCCUCAGAUCUUCAUGCACAGUCUCUCUCUGUCAGUAGAGAAGGAUCAGUGAGGGUGGGAGCUGUCUCCUGUUUCAUCUUUGUCUCCAGGUUUCAGCUCCAGUGUGUAGCAGAAAGGACUCAACAGGAUGUCUUCUUUAAAGGAGAUUUGCAGUGGUCUCCCCCUAGACCCUCUGCCUUCUAAUCGGGGAAGGGACCCCAGUGUGCCGCAUGCACCCAUCAGGACGCCCAAUCUUACAGCAGAGGAGGAGCGGCUGGCACUGAGAAAUGCCCUGCGGUAUUUCCCCCCCUCACACCAUGCGACACUUGCAUCUGAAUUUGCUCAAGAGCUGCGGCAGUACGGUCAUAUCUACAUGUACCGCUUCUGCCCUGCAAUGCGUAUGAGAGCUUACCCCAUAGAUGAGUAUCCAUGCCGCUCACGUCAGGCUGCUUCCAUCAUGCUUAUGAUCAUGAACAACCUGGACCCCGCCGUGGCUCAGUUCCCCCAGGAGCUGGUUACCUAUGGAGGGAACGGACAGGUGUUCAGUAAUUGGGCCCAGUUUCGCUUGGUAAUGCAUUACCUGAGUGAGAUGACGGAGGAGCAGACUCUGGUCAUGUACAGUGGUCACCCCAUGGGCCUGUUCCCCAGCCUGCCUUCUUCGCCCCGCGCCAUCAUCACUAACGGCAUGGUCAUUCCUAAUUAUUCCUCCAAAGAGCAGUAUGAGAAGAUGUUUGCUCUCGGUGUGUCAAUGUACGGUCAAAUGACAGCAGGCAGUUACUGCUACAUUGGACCUCAAGGAAUCGUUCAUGGCACAAUGCUGACUGUGCUGAAUGCAGGCCGGAGGUACCUGGGCUCAGGCGACCUGAGUGGGCGUGUCUUUGUCACUUCUGGCCUCGGGGGCAUGAGUGGAGCUCAGGCUAAAGCCGCUGUCAUUGCUGGCUGUAUCGGUGUAAUAGCAGAGGUGGAUGAAGCUCCGCUUAGAAAGAGGCAUGAGCAGGGCUGGCUGAUGGAGGUCACCAGCAACAUUGAGCACUGCAUUAAAUGCAUCAGAGAGGCAAAGAGCUCCAAGACUGCCCUAAGUCUGGGUUACCAUGGCAACAUUGUAGACCUAUGGGAGAGGCUGCUAUUGGAGUAUGAGAGGACAGGGGAGCUUCUGGUGGAUCUGGGAUCAGACCAGACCUCCCUUCACAACCCCUUUAAUGGAGGAUACUACCCCGUCCAGCUCAGCUUUCGUCAGGCCAAUCAGCUCAUGGCAACUGAUCCUAAUCGGUUCAGGUCUAUGGUUCAAGAAAGCCUACGAAGACACAUCAAGGCCAUCAACAAGCUGUCUGAUGCUGGCAUGUUCUUCUGGGACUACGGCAAUGCGUUUCUACUAGAGGCUCAAAGAGCUGGAGCAGAUGUUGAAAAAGUUGGUGGAGGAGCCACAGAAUUUCGUUACCCUUCAUAUGUGCAGCACAUUAUGGGAGAUAUUUUCUCUUUGGGUUUUGGCCCGUUUCGCUGGGUCUGCACAUCUGGGGACCCUCAGGAUCUUUCAAUGACAGACAACAUUGCUGCGACCGUCCUGGAGGAAAUUGGUGCCAGCGUUGCUGAUCGCAUCAGACAGCAGUACAAUGACAACAUCCGCUGGAUAAGAGAGGCUGGAAAACACAAAAUGGUUGUGGGAUCCCAGGCCAGAAUCCUCUACUCUGACCAGAAAGGAAGAGUCAGCAUUGCUCUGGCUAUAAACCAGGCGAUCGCUGAUGGAAGAGUCUCAGCUCCUGUGGUUAUUAGUAGAGACCAUCAUGAUGUUAGCGGCACGGACAGCCCCUUCAGAGAAACCUCAAAUGUGUAUGAUGGUUCUGCUUUCUGUGCGGACAUGGCAGUCCAGAACUUUGUUGGUGAUGCAUUCAGGGGUGCCACAUGGGUGGCUCUGCACAAUGGUGGUGGUGUUGGCUGGGGUGAGGUGAUGAACGGAGGCUUCGGUUUGCUAUUGGAUGGGUCAGAUGAGGCAGCCAAUCGAGCCAGACUGAUGCUCAACUGGGACGUUUCUAACGGGGUGGCUCGUCGCUGCUGGUCUGGAAAUGCCAACGCCUACGACACCAUCCAGCGCACCAUGGAGGACAACAGGCAGUUGCGGGUCACCAUGCCAUUUCCCGUCCAGGAUGAGCAUGUGCUGGAUAGAGCUCUGCAAGGCUGAGCAUUAGCUUAAGUGAACAGUCAGCUACUCUGAAACAAAACCUGUCUUUAGCUGGAUAUGGUUUGAAUCAGGUCUUGUUCAGCUGAUUAUUUACACAUUGAUGUCUUAAAAAAUCACGCUGGAAGACAGAUGGAUGCACUGAUAACCUGAAAACACUGUGUCAGAUCUCAUGCAGUCUUCUGCCAUGAACACACUAUAUGCAAAGUUAGCUUUAAUAUUGUGCUAUGCUGUUUUUAUUUAAUCUUUAAUCAUUAUUUUUUCUUGUGCUGAAAAUUAAACUCGAAUUGCAAAACAAAAUCCAUCUGAACCAUUUGUGUCAACCAAUUACAAAAUAUUUGGUCUUAAAUGUAAUGAGAGAUGAAAAUGACAAAACCACGAUUUUAAAUACAUUCUCAUAGUUUAUUUUACUCUGUUUUGUAGAAAAAUGUUAUUUUCUUUUAAAACUUGUCUUAAAUAUGUCAUCAUCCUGAGAUAGCAACAAGUUUUUUCCAUGAUGACUUAUUUUUCUACCUCUGUAGAGCCUGCAUUAACCAGCAUUGCUAUUCAAAGUAACAAGAUGAAUAAGUCAAGAUACUGGAUGGCUGCAUGUCCUUUUAAGACUUCCAUAGAAAAUGGAGAAAUGUAGUGACACCUCAUGCAGAAAGCAAAGACUGGAGGAUCUUCUGAAAUGAGGCUAAAUCUGUUUUGAUAACACUAAAACAACAAGCACUCCCAUCCAUAAAUGCAGAUAUAUUCUGCUUUUAUUUUCUCCUACAUACUCACUGGUGAUGUUAAAAGAUGCAGAGACAAAACUGCAUUUUAAAUAGGGUGCUGUGAGUCACAACUCUGUUGAAAGCUGUGGAAGAACCAUAAAUAGUCAUAAAUCAGCAAGCAUUUUGAUCAGAUAAUCAGAAGCCCUCUUAGUGCAUGCAUCCUUCUUUUAACCAAAUCAAAUUUCUUGUUAGAACAGUGUAUUUGCCUUUGUUUUUUCAGGCUUAAACACAUUUUUCUCAAUAUCUAAUAAUAAAGUCCUAAUAAAAUACUGACUCUUAUCAUCUGGAUUCAAAAAGGCUUGAUUUUUUAGGGCAGUUUAGAAAAAUAAAAUAUUGGGCUGCUCCCAGGCCGCAUGCCCUGCUACUAUAGCCCACAUUAAUCAGGUAAAUUAAGGCCAUUUCAGUUUGUUUUUCACAUUUGAGACUCCUGAAUACAAGACUGGAAACCACUCAUUAUCACAGGAAAACUGUCUUGAAUAAAAUAGAUAACUGUCUGACUUUGUUGUUUCAGUAGCUGCCACACCUCUUGUGUCAAAUUUGAAUGAUUUCAUGGCUUUUGAUGGGUAUAAUAGUCUCCCCAAAUCCAGAUUGCAUUACCCUACAUUCAUCACAAGGUUAAC
This is a messenger RNA of Cheilinus undulatus (humphead wrasse), 3528 nucleotides long. RefSeq names its product urocanate hydratase 1 (gene uroc1). Lineage: Eukaryota; Metazoa; Chordata; Actinopteri; Labriformes; Labridae. Bases 129 to 2156 code for a protein of 675 amino acids. Gene Ontology annotation, molecular function: urocanate hydratase activity. The record is from RefSeq and is a predicted model, not a curated record. Gene Ontology annotation, biological process: L-histidine catabolic process. The transcript is spliced from 19 exons.